GCAUUGACCAACCGCCUUCCCCGAUAGUAAUUGGCUGUCCCGCGUGACGUCAUUAAGUUGCAGUGUCUGUUAUUGGCAACUCCUGCUGUCACUCAUACUUUUAUAUUCCACCCCCUCCUCAGAGUGGGUCGGUCUCUGGCCUGGCCCCUGGCACGCGUGAAGCUCCGGGUCAGUACUAAUCUGCCUGCUAGUUAACUCACUAGUUAGUAUAAACCGGGUGAAGAUGACGGAAGAGGAUCCGGGUUCUCACGUGGAGCUGCACGACGGCGAGGAGAUUGUGGAGGUGAUCGAGCUGAACGAAGGUGAAGGAGCGGCAGGCGACUGCGCUGACGAGGUGGAGGAAGCAGAAGAUGAUGCUGGGUGGGAGACAGAGGACGAGGACAGUGAGAGCAUGGAAGUGGUCCAGGACGACAGCGAUCUCACUUUCACCAGACACACAAAGGCUGUAUUCUGCUUGAGUUUGGAUCCCAAGACCAACACGCUGGCCGUGUCUGGUGGCGAAGAUGAUAUGGCCUACGUGUGGAGAGUGAGUGAUGGUGAAGUGCUGUUGGUGUGUACAGGCCACAAUGAUUCCGUCAUCUCCGCCUCCUUCAGUUACGACUCGGCUCUGCUUGUAACGGGAGACAUGAGCGGCUUAAUCAAAGUUUGGAAAGUCGAUACCAAGGAGGAAAUUUGGUCAUUUGAAGUGGGCGACCUGCAGUGGGUUGCCUGGCAUCCCUGUGCCCAUGUGCUGCUGGCUGGCACGGAUGAGGGGAGCUGCUGGCUGUGGAAAAUUCCCAGCGGAGAAUGCAAAACCUUGCCCGGCACCGGCUGCCAAGCAACUUGCGGCAAGAUCCUUGCUGAUGGUAAACGAGCGGUUGUUGGUUAUGAAGAUGGAACUGUGAAGGUUUGGGAUUUGAAGCAAGGAACACCACUUCACGUUUUCAAAGGUCAGGACAGUCACCAGGGGCCUCUGACCUGUAUCGCUGCCAAUGACGGUGGGAGCCUGGUGUUGACAGGCUCUGUCGACUGUACCGCCAGACUCCUCAACCCCAUCACGGGGAAGGUGGUUGGUGUCUUCUCAGUUCCAAACAGCGCAAGUGAUCACGUAGAGAAAGAACAAAUGGAUGAAGCAGAACCUACCUCCAAUUCUGUGGAGUCUGUGGGAUUCUGUAAUGUGCUUCCAUUGAUCGCCGUCGGCUAUCUGGACGGCACCAUUGGGAUCUGGGAUGUUCCGUCACAGACACUCCGACACAAAUGGCAACUUCAGGCUGGCAUUGUCCAAUUGCUGUGGGAGGAGCACUCACCGAUUAUAUACACGGGAAGCCUCGACGGGGCUGUGCGCAUCUGGGAUGCCCGAUCGGGAAGGAUGGAAAACGAAUGCUGUGGGCAUGCGGCAGAAAUCCUGGACUUUGUGGUGAACAAGGAGGCAUCAGUGGUUGUCAGUGCUUCAGGGGACCGGACAGCGAAAGUGUUUUACCUCCAGCGGCCGGAUCGGUAGACGGGCUUCCUUGCUUUUAAGCUCCAUCUCAGAGUCGACUGUUGCACACCUAACGGCCUGAAAUGUGACAAAACGCACUAUCUUUUCUGACUGACUUUUAUAAAAGGAAAAAUAAAACCUUUGUGCUUUUAAUUUCCAAAAGGAAGACGGCAUGACAGAAACCAGGUUUGGCGAGCAGCUGAGGGUUACUGGUGUGCAAGUUUGUUUUGUACCUUUGAGGCUGGGGUUCCCAACACUGCUUGAUGUUUACAAAUUUGAAGGGACAAUUACUGCCUCUUAACUUGCAUUGUAGUUGACCAUAUUUGUUACAAAUCUACAUUUACUACAAAUUACGUUCUACAAUGCUAUGCCAAACAGAUAUUUAGAGUGACUAACACAAUCAUUAAUACAAACUUAAUGAAAAUAUUCCCCUUCCCAUCAAGUGUGGCAUUUAUCCCCUGCAGCACCCAUCAGUCCCAGAAUGCAUCCAUGCUACCUUAGACACUGUGUGAUCCCUCUCCCUGGUUACCAGGGCACAGACGUAUGCCUGUGCUAAAGCCAGCAGUCCUCCUGGGUGGAAUCCUCUACUACCCACUUCCAGGACCCACCAAUAGGUAUCCUUACAUGGGCAUCUAGGCCCUCUUCAUACUAGAUGAUCGCAUAUAAAUAGCCUGGGCUUAAAAUCCAAUCAGAAGCUGAGAAGUGGCCCCCCUCAGGUAUGUGAAUAGGAGCUGCAACCCACAUACUCCAUGUACAUGUGGUACACAGUCUCUUCCACAGAAGUGACCUGCAGCUGGAAGAUCCAUGAACAAACUAAUGAAUUUGUUACAGGGCACCACUCUUUGCAGCAGCCUUCCACCCCAGGUCCCUGAUGUACACGGGAAGGAGACUCUCAUAAAGGGACUUCCACUGGGGAAUGUUUGAUAAGGCAGCGUGCAGGGAGCUUGGCUCCAUAUCUCACCUGUGCUGUUGGCAUGGGCCCAUUGGGUCACAAGGGCCUCUUAUCUUGCUGUAUCUCUAAAUAAAGUCAGUAUUUUAUGAGUGA
This is a messenger RNA of Hypanus sabinus (Atlantic stingray), 2504 nucleotides long. RefSeq names its product angio-associated, migratory cell protein (gene aamp). The transcript is spliced from 11 exons. Lineage: Eukaryota; Metazoa; Chordata; Chondrichthyes; Myliobatiformes; Dasyatidae. Bases 224 to 1480 code for a protein of 418 amino acids. Gene Ontology annotation, molecular function: protein binding. The record is from RefSeq and is a predicted model, not a curated record. Gene Ontology annotation, cellular component: cytosol.